This is a messenger RNA of Acanthopagrus latus (yellowfin seabream), 3048 nucleotides long. RefSeq names its product RNA binding motif protein 5 (gene rbm5). The record is from RefSeq and is a predicted model, not a curated record. Gene Ontology annotation, cellular component: nucleus. The coding region runs from base 184 to 2715 and encodes 843 amino acids. Gene Ontology annotation, molecular function: RNA binding. Gene Ontology annotation, biological process: mRNA splicing, via spliceosome. The transcript is spliced from 25 exons. NCBI's taxonomy places the organism in Eukaryota, Metazoa, Chordata, Actinopteri, Spariformes, Sparidae.
CAACGGGCGAUACACUGAUGCAUUUUGGGACGAAGAAGGGUCGUUGUGGUGUUGUGUAAAGUCCUUGGACGUGAGAUGAAUUUUCUUGCUCGCAAUUUGUCAGACAACAUUUUUAAAAACUUCUAGUGGUUAUUUACACUGUUAACAAGCUACACUGAGGCCGUGUGUGUGCAGAACGGGGAAAUGGGAGCUGAUAAAAGGAUUAGUCGCACAGAACGUAGCGGUAGGUAUGGCUCUGACCAGUCCCGAGACGAAUCAGAAUGGCGUGACAGACGGGAGCGGGACCAAGAGCGUGACCACAACAUGCGUCGCUGGAACGAUGACAGGCGUAGUGAGCGUUUUGAAGAUCGUCGAGGAUCAAGAGACAGUCCAGAGCAAAGAGAAAGAAAACGACGCAACAGUGAUAGAUCAGAAGAUGGUUAUCACUCUGAUGGCGACUACCCAGAGCAGGACUACAGAAGGGAGCCUGGGGAGGAGAAGAAGAGCAAGACCAUAAUGCUCUGGGGUCUGUCUCCUCAUGUCACUGAGGAUGAUAUUCGUUUUGCCAUAGACCAACUAGAGGGACCGCAGCCAGUGGAUGUGAGGCUGAUGAAAAAGAAAACAGGUAUAAGCCGUGGUUUCGCCUUCGUGGACUUUUAUCACUUGCAAGAUGCUACCCGAUGGAUGGAGACCAAUCAGAAACGUCUGACCAUCCAAGGCAAAACUGUGGACAUGCACUACAGUCACCCCAGAAACAAGUAUGAAGACUGGCUCUGCAACACUUGUGGCCUGUACAAUUUCCGGAGGAGGCUGAAGUGCUUCAGGUGUGGAGCAGCCAAAGCUGAAAGUGAAACCGGCAAUAAUAGUGGAGUUUCUGAAACCCAACCCAGUGGAGAUUUCUAUGGGGACACAAUCAUCCUGAGAAAUAUUGCUCCUCUGACCACCGUGGAAGCCAUCAUGACAGCCCUAGCACCAUAUGCCAAUCUUUCAUCAAACAACAUCCGCCUCAUCAAGGACAAGCAGACAGGCCAAAACAGAGGUUUUGCCUUUGUACAGCUGUCCUCUCCUCUGGAGGCCUCUCAGCUGCUUACCAUCUUACAGGGCCUGCAGCCUCCUCUGAAACUGGAUGGGAAAACAAUAGGGGUGGAUUAUGCUAAGAGUGCUAGAAAGGACCUUUUACUACCUGACGGGAAUCGUGUUAGUGCCUUCUCUGUGGCCAGCACAGCCAUUGCUGCAGCCCAGUGGUCUUCCAGUCAGCCACAGCAGAGUUCAGAGGGAAUGUCUGAGUACAGCUAUCUGCAAGAGGGCUACACUCCAAUGGCACAGGACUACCAGACAUACUAUCAGCAAGGAGCAGGAGCCAGCACCUCACAGGGAAAUGGGAUAUUAGGAGCUGCCCCGGGUGUGAAGAUUGUUCCAACUGCAGCCGGAGUAGUUAUUUCACAGACUGCACAAGUCUAUCAGCCACAUAUAAUUGUGCAGCCUGCUGUCCAGGCUUUGCCACUUGCCCAGCAUCUGGACUUGAAACCCCAGACUGGACAUCUCUCAGGCAUUGAAGCUGCGUCAGUGCCUGCUGCUCCUGUACCCACUGCUACUGCUGCCAGUACAUUAAUAGCUUCAGGACAGACAACUGACAUCAGCACUGGUGUUCCUGACACAUCCACCUAUCAGUAUGAUGAGUCCUCUGGCUACUAUUAUGAUCCUCAAACUGGCCUCUACUAUGACCCAAACUCUCAUUAUUACUACAACUCUCAGACCCAGCAGUAUCUGUACUGGGACAGUGAGAAGCAGGCAUACGUACCUGCCUCAACCGAAGCAAAUGCUGGACAAAAUGAUAACACAGCAUCAAAAGAACCUAAAGAGAAAAAGGAAAAGCCCAAAAGCAAGACUGCUCAGCAGAUUGCGAAAGAUAUGGAGCGGUGGGCCAAAACUCUCAACAAGCAGAAAGAGAACUUCAAGAGUAGCUUCCAGCCUAUUAGUCAAGAAGAGAGGAAGGAGGCAGCAGCUGCAGAUGCAGGCUUCAUACUGUUUGAAAAGAAGCAGUCAGGAGGUCUAGAAAGACUCAUGCCAGAGAUGCCAAGGGCCGCUGAGGAAGAGCCACCAACCACCUCAGUCAACUCUUCCAAAUGUGGCCUUGUAGCAGCUUACAGUGGGGACAGUGACCCUGAGGAGGGUGGAGCAGAGCCGGUUUGUGGUGAAGGAGACCUGACAGACUGGUCAAAGUUGGCCUGCUUGCUGUGUAGGAGACAGUUUCCCAACAAAGAGGGUCUGGUUCGACACCAACAACUCUCUGACCUCCACAAGAAAAACUUGGAGGUUCUCCGCAGAUCCAAAAUGACCGAAGCAGAGUUGGAAGAGUUGGAGAGAAAAGAGACUGAGAUGAAAUAUAGAGACAGGGCAGCUGAGAGGAGAGAAAAAUAUGGCAUCCCUGAACCCCCAGCACCCAAAAAGAAGAAAUUUAGCCAACCAGCACCAGUCAUUAACUAUGAACAGCCGACUAAAGAUGGCCUUAAUAGUGACAAUAUUGGGAACAAAAUGCUGCAGGCCAUGGGGUGGAAGGAGGGUAAAGGUCUCGGUCGCAACCAGCAGGGCAUCACUACACCAAUUGAGGCGCAGUUGAGAACAAAAGGAGCUGGACUUGGCACUAAAGGAAGCAACUACACCCUCUCUGCCUCGGACACGUACAAAGACGCAGUCCGCAAAGCCAUGUUUGCUCGCUUCACUGAGUUGGAGUGAGUCAUUAGUCUCGAGCUCAAAUGACAAAUGAAUUGACAAAAGAGCAGAGGAGAAGUCCUCCUUUAAUGAUUUUAGUCCAUGUAUGUAUGAUACAUGAUGAUUUGCCUCUUGCCAUAAUGGUCAAACCUGACUAUGUAAACAUCUGUAAUGGAGGUGUGUUAAGAUAGUUAAUAUUAUUUAUAAAUUGUACAUAGACACAGUAAAUUUACUUCCCUUGUUUACACAUUGCUUCUGUGUUAUUGCCUUUUUCUGUCUCAGCAUGUGAAAAAGAUUGUACAGUUUAUACAAAAAUCUUGUCUGUUUGUACAGAAAAUAAAUGACUUAUGUGAUUUA